UUAGCAAAGUCAGCUUGUGUUGCUGGCAACGUUGGGUAGGCCUUUCUCCCCUGCAUUUUAAAGCGGAAGGUUGACGAAAUGGCAAAGCGCACGAAGAAGGUAGGAAUUGUUGGGAAGUAUGGCACCAGGUAUGGUGCUUCCCUCAGGAAGAUGGCAAAGAAAAUUGAGAUCACACAGCACGCAAAAUACACCUGCACAUUCUGCGGGAAGGAAACUAUGAGGCGAACCUGUGUCGGCAUCUGGAAGUGUCGGUCCUGCCAGAAGACCGUUGCUGGUGGUGCCUAUGUUUUCAGCACGACUGCUGCAGCCACAGUCAGGAGCUCAGUGAGGCGUCUCAGAGAAACCAAGCAACAGUAAUUUGUGUACAGUGCCUCAAUAAUUAUAUCGAAAAGCC
Ornithodoros turicata is the source of this 394-nucleotide messenger RNA. RefSeq names its product large ribosomal subunit protein eL43-like (gene RpL37A). Gene Ontology annotation, biological process: translation. NCBI's taxonomy places the organism in Eukaryota, Metazoa, Arthropoda, Arachnida, Ixodida, Argasidae. The coding region runs from base 79 to 357 and encodes 92 amino acids. The transcript is spliced from 4 exons. Gene Ontology annotation, molecular function: structural constituent of ribosome. Gene Ontology annotation, cellular component: ribosome. The record is from RefSeq and is a predicted model, not a curated record.